AGCAACUUUGACUGGAGUUAGUUUCGGUUAGCAGUUCAUCGGUGUCGUAUGGGAAAAGUUUUGUGGGAAAUCUGUUCGUGUUGAUCAACUGGCAGUUUCUUAGGCACAUUCUAGUGGAUGUUCGACAUUAGUUCGUGGGAGAUAUGUGAUUUGAAAACGAAGAUGGAUUCCAGAACUGUUUUGGCGUUCUGCAUAAUACACGUGAUAACGGUCGGAGUCAUUUCACAAAUAAGUGACCUCAGAUAUACCGAGACAACCAAUGAUAACUUGGGCGAUGCCAUUCAGUUCCUGCGUGACUUCGAUCGGGAGGCUGCUGAAAUGUGCAAUCGUGUUGCCAGUAGUGAGUGGAAGUACGCCAUCAACUCAACCGAGUUCAACAAGCGUCGUAUGCGAGAACAGCAGAGCCUCGCCUCGAAGUUCGAAUGCCUUAGCUGGAGACGGGCGGCCACGUUUGAUUCAUCCACCAUUGUGGAUUCCGGCAUACGGCGCCAGUUGGGCCGUAUUGUCCAACCUGGUCGAUGUGGUUUGGGCGAGGACAAGUACGCUGAGUUGGUACAUGUCAUAUCGUUGAUGAAGGACAACUACAACAAUGCGAAGGUGUGUCCAUACCAUGGGCCUCAUGCAACCGCUGUGGGGACCGAUAGUUACAAGAGCUCAAACUACGUAACCGGAUAUACGGCAUAUUGCGACUUAAAGCUGGAACCUGAUGUUGCCCAGAUAAUGGAAUCGAGCCGGGUUGAACCUGAACUGAGAUACUACUGGACAGCCUGGCGUGAGAAAACUGGUCCACCGGUGAAGAAUACGUUCAUGAGAUAUUUGGAUCUGGCGAAUCAAGCUGCCGAGCGACAUGGAUUUAGCGAUGCUGGAGAACAGAUGCGCUCGGUUUAUGACGAUAGCGACUUCUUCUUUACCGUUAAUGAUCUUUGGACCAGAGUUCAACCGCUCUAUAAACAGUUGGUAACGUUCGUUAGGAAAGGUCUUGUGCGGCAAUAUGGUGAACACGUGGUGCGUAGCGACGGACCACUUCCGGCACAUUUGUUGGGAAAUAUGUGGGCUCAAAAUUGGCGUAACGUUUUGGAUAUAGUUAGACCUGGUCCAUCCGAGACGCCGGACGUCACGGGAGAACUCGUGCGGCAGGGGUAUACGCCCUUGAAGAUGUUCCAAACUGCAGAGGAAUUCUUCACAUCUAUUGGACUACCACCCAUGGCUCCGGAGUUCUGGCGUAAUUCAAUGCUGCAAAAGGCGAAUGAAAUGUUUGGUCAUUGUACGGCAUCGGCUUGGGACUUCUGCAAUAAGGUCGACUUUCGCAUUAAACAGUGCACACAGGUUAACCUGGAGGACUUCGUCAACGCUCAUCAUGAAAUGACUCACGUGCAAUAUUAUAUGCAAUAUACCAAUCAACCGUUUCUGUAUCGCGAGGGACCGAAUCCAGCAUUCCAUGAAGCCCUUGCAAAUGCAGUCAGCUUGUCGGUAGGAGGUCCCAAUCACCUACAAAAGCUAGGAUUACUGAACACACAAGUAUCUGUUCUGAAUGGUAAUACCAUGGUCAACAUUGAAUACCUUUUGAAUGUGGCUUUGGAUAAGCUACCGUUCAUGGCUUUUAGUUUGGCAUUAGAGAAGUGGCGUUGGUACGUAUUCGAGAAGGGUCCAAUGGGUAUGAACGCUCGCUGGUGGGAACUUCGUCUAAGGUAUCAAGGUAUCAUUCCUCCCGUGGGCCGUGGUUUCGAACAUUUCGACGCUGGAGCAAAGUAUCACGUCGUUUCCGAUCAGGACUACAUCAAGUAUUUCGUCGCAACCGUGCUUCAGUUUCAGGUCUUUUCGGAGUUGUGCCAGGCAUCGCACCAUGUCGGUCCGUUGCACACGUGUGACUUCUACCGGUCGCGGGAAGCCGGCAGAAUAUUGAGUGACGUGAUGCAGCAAGGGGCUUCUCUCACAUCGACACAGUUGAUGAAGCUUUUGACAAGGGGUAAAACGUCUCGUCUCUCUGUGGAACCGCUGUUGGACUUUUUCAGACCCCUGGAAGCAUGGUUGGAGCUGCAAAAUAGAGGCGAACCGAUAAUUGGAUGGAGUUCCAGAAUGGAAGACAUUGCCUUGUUCCAGCCGUUGGUGGACCGUAACGGAAGAAGCUCUGCUGGAAGAAUUACUACUAAUACAUACAUCAGUAUGGCAAUUUUAUUGUAUGUGUAUUAUACUUUUUAAAGCGUUUGGUGAAUGAUUUUGUAAAUACACAACUUUUUAAUGUA
Aedes albopictus (Asian tiger mosquito) is the source of this 2243-nucleotide messenger RNA. RefSeq names its product angiotensin-converting enzyme. NCBI's taxonomy places the organism in Eukaryota, Metazoa, Arthropoda, Insecta, Diptera, Culicidae. Gene Ontology annotation, molecular function: metallopeptidase activity; peptidyl-dipeptidase activity. The record is from RefSeq and is a predicted model, not a curated record. Gene Ontology annotation, cellular component: plasma membrane. Gene Ontology annotation, biological process: proteolysis. The transcript has 7 exons. Bases 118 to 2199 code for a protein of 693 amino acids.